AUGUGGCGGCGCGGGGCGCACGCCGACGCCGCGCACCAUCUCCCCACCGCGGGCCCGGGCGCGUCCUCCUCCUCCACCGCCGCCGCCGCCGCGGGCGCGGCCUCGGCGCGGAGACGGCGGCGCCCAGGGCUGCCGUGCCGCCCGAGCCACCUCUUCUUCGCGCUCCUCGUGGCGCUCUUCACCGCCUCCCUGCUAGUGGUCUGGCAGCUGCUCCCCAUCGGCGACGGCGACGGCGACGCAGCGGAGGGGGAGGACGGGGAGGCGCCGCCGCUCCUCGAGGGAGGCGAAGCCGGGGCGAUGCGGUUCUCGUCCUCCAGCCUAGUGCUGCGCGCGUUCGACGGCGAGAGCCGACUCGAGGCCGCGAGAUCCGAGCGGCGGCGGUGGGCCAGCCUCGCGCCCGUCAGGGUAGCGCUCGCUGUUGGAAAUAUGAACAUAGAUGCACAAUCUCUGAUGCUUGCAACUGUUGCGAAAAGUCUUGUGAGUCUGGGCUACGAAGUUGAGGUUUUAGCGUUUACAGAUGGGAAAGCUCGUGAUAUUUGGGAAAAUAUUUGCCCUGUAAGUAUUGUGAACGUUGGGACUUUGAAAUCUGUCGACUGGUCAAAGUACAAUGCUGUGCUAUUAAGCUCUCUCGAAGGGAAAAGGGUUGUUUCAAUUCUUAUGCAGGAACCUUUCCGGCUUUUACCAGUGGUUUGGCUUAUACAUGAAGAAACUCUUGGACAACAUCUUAGAAAUUAUGCAGAGUUACGUGAUUCCAUUCCAAAUGUCAUUGAAGAUUGGAGGACUCAUUUUAAUGCAUGCGCUUAUGUUGUUUUUCCAGAUAGCUACCUUCCUUUCUUGUACUCGUCUCUUGAUUCUGGAAACUUUUUGGUGAUUUCUGGUUCUCCAGUUGAUAUCUGGGCUGCUAAAAGAUUUGGUUCAUCACAUUCUGAAGAAACUAUAAGAAAGCAGCAUGGGAUUGAAAAAGGUGAUGUCGUUAUUUUGGUCGUUGGAAGCUACUUGUUCGUUGAUGAUUUGCCAUGGGAUUAUGUCACAGUCAUGCGUGCAUCAGCUCCACAAAUUUUGGAUAUAGCAAAAACUAAAAAUCUGACGGUGCAGUUUAUUUUUUUCUGUGGAAAUGGCUCUGAUGCCUACAAAUCCGCUUUCCAGGAACUUACCUCGCACAUGGGUUUACCUGAUGUCUCCAUAAAGCAAAUUUCCAUGACUCAUGAUAUUAGGAACCUGUUAAUGUUUGUGGAUGUUGUUCUCUAUGGAUCUUUAAGACAAGAGCCUGGCUUCCCUCCUUUGUUAUUGCGGUCCAUGUCCUCUGAAAUUCCAGUUGUUGCACCAAAUCUUACUGUUAUAACAAAAUAUGUCAGUGAUGGUGUCCAUGGCUUCCUUUUCGAUUCUGCCGACCCAAGCACGAUUUCUUCAGCUUUCAUACAAAUUUUAGGAGAAAAAAAGCUUUUGGAUACUGCCUAUUCUGUUGCUCUGGAAGGGAAGCUACUUUCCAAGAACAUGUUAGCACAUGAUUGUGUUAAAGCUCAUGUUAAGCUUCUUGAAAGUGUUAUUCAUUUUCCUUCAUAUGCAAAAUUGCCAUCUUCUGUUUCUGAAGUUCAAGAACGAACUUGGUUGUGGGAUCCUUUCGAGAUGAAAGCUGUACUAGAAAAUAGUUUGUUGGAAGAUGAAAGCCAUACCAGCACAAAGACUGUUGAUAUUCUUAGAGAAUUCCCUCAAAGUAACCAAACAACUUAUGCUGAUACCAAUGAUACUUCAUAUGAUUACCCUCGUUUGUCCGAUUGGUAUGACUUAAGUGAAAUUGAAAUCUUUGAAGACAUUGAGAGGAGAGAAAUGGAGGAGAUUGAUGAAAGAGUGGAAAGACCUUUGUUAUCAUGGGAUGAAGUGUACAAAAACGCUCGUAAAUCAGAAAGGCUAAAGCCAGAAGGAAAUGAACGUGACGAAGGUGAACUAGAAAGGACUGGGCAACCUGUGUGUAUAUAUGAGAUCUAUAGUGGAGAGGGGGCAUGGCCAUUUUUACACCAUGGAUCUUUGUAUCGUGGUGUUACACUUUCAAAAGGUGGAAGGCGACCGAGAUCAGAUGAUGUUGAUGCCGUUACCAGGCUUUCAGUUCUAGACAACCCAUACUAUCGAGAUCUUCUUUGUGAAUUUGGUGCUAUGUUUGCCAUUGCAAACAGAGUUGAUAAUGUACACAAGUUACCAUGGAUAGGUUUCCAGUCAUGGCGGGCUGCUGGAAGAAAGGUAUCCUUGUCUGAAAGUGCUGAAAAAACUUUAGAGGAAAUUACGUCUGGAGAAAGUAACGAGGAUGUUGUAUACUACUGGUCACCAAUGGAUAUGGACCAAACUUCUGACUUUUGGUUGACGUGUGAUUCUCUAAAUGCUGGCAAUUGCAGAUCUCUUUUUGAAGAUGCAUUUAGGACUAUGUAUGGAUUGCCAGAGAAUGUCAUGGCCCUUCCACCAAUGCCCAGUGAUGGCGAUCAUUGGUCUACUCUUCAUAGCUGGGUCAUGCCCACCCCAUCAUUUUUGAAAUUCAUCAUGUUCUCAAGAAUAUUUGUCGAUUCACUUCAUAGCUUGAAUGUGAAUAGUACUGAGCCAGCCUCUUGCUUCCUUGGGGCAUCAGAACCUGAGAGAAGGCACUGCUAUUGUCGAAUCCUGGAAGUCCUUGUAAAUGUCUGGGCUUAUCACAGUGGAAGGAAGAUGGUCUACCUUAACCCUUUCACUGGGGAUACCAGAGAGCAGCAUCUGCUCGAUAAAAGAAAUGGGAUGUGGGUAAAGUUCUUCGAUUUCACCCUUCUGAAGAGCAUGGAUGAGGAUCUGGCAGAAGAAGCUGAUGAUGGCAUGCAUCCUGGAAAUGAUCAAUGGCUGUGGCCAUUAACUGGUCAGGUGUUCUGGCCUGGCAUUGCUGACCGGGAAAGGGAGGAGAAAUAUAUUAAAAAGCUAGACAAAAAGCUCAAGAACAAGGUGAAGUUACUUGAAAGGCAGAAGUCUGGUUACAAGCAGAAGCCCUUGGGACAAUGA
Molecule: messenger RNA, 3012 nt
Organism: Miscanthus lutarioriparius
Lineage: Eukaryota; Viridiplantae; Streptophyta; Magnoliopsida; Poales; Poaceae
Source: the annotation of a GenBank genome assembly